Messenger RNA from Pistacia vera, 1173 nucleotides. RefSeq names its product receptor-like protein EIX1. Lineage: Eukaryota; Viridiplantae; Streptophyta; Magnoliopsida; Sapindales; Anacardiaceae. The record is from RefSeq and is a predicted model, not a curated record. Gene Ontology annotation, molecular function: protein binding. The transcript has a single exon. Bases 1 to 1173 code for a protein of 390 amino acids.
AUGGCUAUGUCAGGUGGAAGGUUCCUUCAACAUCUACUUCCAGCUGUUUUGAUUCUGUUCCUUUUCCAGCAAAGAGUUGCGGAUUCUGACGUUAUAAGUUGCAGAGAAGAGGAAAGAGAACCGCUGCUUGUAUUUAAACAGGGGCUGCUGGAUAAUGUUGGCAUUCUCUCUUCUUGGGGAAGUGAAGAUGAUAAAAAAAAUUGUUGUGAAUGGGAAGGAAUCCAAUGUCUUCAAACCGGCCAUGUGUACGGACUCGCACUUAACGGAAAAAAUGCAUCUAACGCGCCAUUUGAAGGUACAAUUAAUGCGUCUUUACUUAAACUGCGUCAUUUAAGCUAUUUAGACCUCAGUUACAAUAAUUUUAGUUGGAGCCCAAUCCCAGAGUUCAUUGAUUCCCUCACCCAAUUGAGGCACCUUGAUCUCUCUCACGCUGAUUUGAAAGGACCAAUUCCCCACAGGCUGGGAAACCUUUCAAGGCUACAACUUCUUGAUCUUAGCGGUAAUGAUGGUUUAUAUAACGUUGGAAACAUUGAGUGGCUUUCCCAUCUUUCUUCUUUGAGAUAUCUUGACUUAAGUGGCAGCGAUCUUCGUAAAUCAAAUGAUUGGUUUCAAGCCAUUAACAAGCUCCCAUUCCUCACAGAUUUAAGGGUAGUUUGGUGUAAUCUUCCACAGAUUAUGCCUUGGGCUCCCCUAAAAGUCAAUGCUACUGCAUCAUUUGUGAGCCUUGAUCUAACUGGCAACAAUGUAACCAAUUCUAUAUACCCGUGGUUGUUCAAUGUCAGUAGCAAUCUUAACCGACUUUCCCUCAAUUUUAACGUUUUACAAGGUUCAAUUCCUGAAGCUUUCGGAAAUUACAUGGUUUCUCUAACCGAUCUCUUUCUUCAGUCCAACGAACUAGAAGGUGGCUUUCCAAAGUCCAUCGGAAAUAUGAGUUGUCUGCAUACAUUAGAGUUGUCUUCCAAUAAUCUGAUAGGACAACUCUCUGGGUUCUUUCAAAAUCUAUCUGGUGGAUGCACAGAGAAGAAGCUGGAGUUUUUGCAUUUAUUGGACAACAAAAUCACGGGAUCCGUGCCUGAUUUUACAAGAUUUUCAUCCUUAAAAGAAUUAGGACUUGGACAAAAUCGGUUAAACGGAACCAUUCACAAAAGCAUCGGACAAAUGUUUGAGCUUUGA